AUGGUACGGGAAAAGGCCCUAGAACGGGAGUCGGGCACUCAAUCGCACUCGGUUUCAACGCAUCUUACAUCAGGGAAUGCGCCGGAAUGGUCUCGGCACCCUUCCAAUCCAUUUAAUUGGCCGCCGUGGCAAAAAUGGGCAACCAUGAGCGUAGCCGUUUGGGUUACAUUUAUUAUAGGACUGAAUGCGACCUCCAUCACAACAGCCUCUACCGAAAUAUCCUCCGAAUUUGACUUAUCGAAUGACGUUAUCGAAGUCAGCUUUUUACCUUCGACUGCGUGGAAUGCAGCGGCAGCCCUCGGCCCUUUGGUCACCUUGCCGUUGAUGGAUACAUAUGGUGUGAGGGUUGGAUAUGUGACCGCCUUUGCUCUAUUUUGCAUAUUCCUCAUACCACAAGCUCUGGCGAAAAACUUUGCAACUCUGGUGAUAUGCCGCGUGUUUGCUGGCGUUCUUGGCGGUACGCUGCAGAAUGCUGCCGACGGUAUUGCUGCUAAUAUGUUUCCAUCUCACUCCGAGCGCAUAUUACCUUUGACUCUAUAUGUGAUUUCCCUCCUCUUGGGUAUUACUAUGGGCCCUGUCUUGGGCGCUGUUGGUGAUCCAAUGACAUGGCGCUGGAUCAUCUGGAUUCAACUCAUCGUUUGUGGUGCUUCUAUACCUCUUGUCGUCAUUUUCAUGCGAGAGAAUCGGGGUCCUGUUAUCCGUGAUCGCUUGUGUCGGGCUGGCAAAUUGCCUAAUGAAACUGCGGAAGAGAAAUCACCCGUUAAGCUUCUCACACAGACAAUAUCACGUAGUGCUAAACUUCUCACCACAGAACCAACCAUCAUAUCCAUGACCACUUGGUCUUCAUUCACAUUUGGCCUCAUUUUCAUCUCGACUCAGUCAGUACCCCUCGUCUUCACUGACACUUACGGCUGGUCCGAGACCAGUGGUGGUCUUGUGCAAGCCAGCAUUGGGAUCGGACAACUUUUGGGCUUCAUGGCCUGUUUGGUACAAAACAGAGUAUACAUAAAGAGUGCCGCUUCCAACAAGGCAGCUCCAGGGUCGCCAAUCCCCGAGUCUAUCUUACACCUAUCGAUCCCGAGCACAGCCUUUGCUCUUGCAGGCGGCCUUUUCAUGUACGGUUGGGGAAUCUUUCAGCCACAUUGGAUUGUGCUGGCGAUAGGGCUGGGUCUUACUGGGUUUGCAAUCAUGACGGUUGUGCAUGCUGCUACGAUAUACGUCACUGAUGAGUAUGCAGCUUGUGCCGCCAGCGCCAUUGCAGCCGUGGCAUUUGGAGAAAACCUCUUUGCGGCGUUUCUUCCUCUAGCAGCGAAGCCUAUGUACUUACGGCUGGACUUUCAGUGGGCGAGCACGUUACUGGCUUUAGUUGCUUUGCUGCUGACACUGGCGCCUGUUGUGCUCUUGUGGAGAGGAAAGGUCAGGCAUAACCGUAUAUCUGCUAGAGUAGCGUAA
Pochonia chlamydosporia 170 is the source of this 1452-nucleotide messenger RNA. Its product is annotated as MFS multidrug transporter. The coding region runs from base 1 to 1452 and encodes 483 amino acids. Gene Ontology annotation, molecular function: transmembrane transporter activity. Lineage: Eukaryota; Fungi; Ascomycota; Sordariomycetes; Hypocreales; Clavicipitaceae. Gene Ontology annotation, biological process: transmembrane transport. The transcript has 3 exons. The record is from RefSeq and is a predicted model, not a curated record.